AUGACUCUCUCUCUUUUCCUUUCCCUAGAAUACUCUCUCUCUCUCUAUUUCCUUUCAUGGCGUGACUCUCUCUCUCUUCCUUUCAUUGCCGUAACUCUCUCUUUUCCUUUCAUAGCACUCUUUCUCUGUUCCUUUGGCGUGAGCUCCUCUCUCUCUUUUUUUCCUUCCAUAAGCGUGACUCUCUCUCUCUCUCUCUCACUUUCCUUUCAUAGCGUGUCUCUCUCUCCUUUCAUCGUGACUCUCUCUCUCUCUCUCUCUCUCUCUUUCCUUUUUUCCUUUGACUCUCUCUCUCUCUAUUUCCUUUCAUGGCAGCAACUCCCUCUCUCUCUUUUCCUUUCAUACGUGACUCUCUCUCUUUUCCUUUCCUGGCUCUCUCUCUUUUCCUUUUCUAGCGUGACUCUCUCCUCUUCUCUUUCAUUUCAAGACUCUCUCUCUGCUUUUCCUUUCAUCUCACUCUCUCUCUCUCUUUCUCUCUUUUCUCUUUUCCUUUCUCACUCUCUCUCUCUUUUUCCUUUCUCUCUCGUGACUCUCUCUCCUCUGUUCCUUUCAUGGCGGCUCACUCUCUCUCUCUCUUUUUCCUUUCUCUCUCUUUCUCUCCUCUGUUCCUUUCAUAGCGUCUCUCUCUCUCUCUUUCCCUUUCUCUCUCUUUUUCCUUUCCAUGGCGUGACUCUCUCUCUCUUUCCUUUCCUCCGUGACUCUCUCUCUUUUCCUUUCAUAGUCUUUCUCUCUCUCUCUCUUUUUCCUUUCUUUUUUCUUUCUCUCUCUCUCUCUCUUUUCCUUUAUUUUUUAAUCUUCUCUCUCUUUUCCUUUUAA
This is a messenger RNA of Acanthosepion pharaonis, 813 nucleotides long. Lineage: Eukaryota; Metazoa; Mollusca; Cephalopoda; Sepiida; Sepiidae. The record is from the annotation of a GenBank genome assembly.